Molecule: messenger RNA, 1134 nt
Organism: Effrenium voratum
Lineage: Eukaryota; Dinophyceae; Suessiales; Symbiodiniaceae
Source: the annotation of a GenBank genome assembly
AUGCUCGAUGGUGCGCGGCCGAGUGCGGAUGCGCGGGAGAUCGUCUCCGGGAUCUGUGAAGGGUUGCUGGCGGCCGGUGUACCCGUCGAGCGGUUUGCGCUUUUUAUCUAUACGCUCCAUCCCAACCUUCAGGGACGCCGGUUCCGCUGGCUCAAAGGUGAGGGCGUCGAUCAGUCAGAUGCGGACCUCAAGGCCUUUGACGGGGCCGAAUACCACGACAACCCGCUACCGACAGUUCUGAGAACGGGCAAGCCCUUGCGGCGAAAACUCUGCGAUCCGGGCAGUCCGGAUGAUUUUCUCAUUCUGAAACAGUUCCGCGAGGAAGGCGUUACCGACUAUGUCGUUCAGCCACUCUUCUUCACGACCGGUGAAACGCAUCUGGUCAGUUGGGCGACGAAGGCCGAUGGCGGCUUUGACGAAGAGAUGAUAGCGGCGCUCGAAAAGAUCCGCCUGCCACUCGCCCGUCUGGCCGAAACCUACAUGCUGCGUCUCAACGCCGCCAACCUCUUGUCCGCCUAUGUGGGCCGGGACAGCGGCAACAGGAUCCUGUCGGGCCGCGUGCAUCGCGGCGACAUAGAGGAGAUUUCCGCCUGCGUCGUCUUUGCCGACCUGGUCUCGUUCACGCGUUUCUCCAACGAUGCGUCUGCCGAAGAGGUCCUUGCACGUCUCAAUCUCUUCUACGACUGUCUUGUACCGCCGAUUGUCGAAGGCGGUGGCGAGAUCCUGAAAUUCAUGGGCGACGGCCUGCUCGCGAUUUUUCCGAUUUCCGAUGAGGUUGACGAGAGAACGGCUUGCGAACGUGCCCUGGAGGCGCUCAGCGUUGCCUCUGGCGGUGCGUGGACGCCGGUCUUUUCCGAGACCGUUCCUCCUUUCCGGGCUGCCGUCCAUAUCGGACCGCUGCAAUACGGCAAUAUCGGAGCGUCCGACCGGCUGGAUUUCACGGCCAUAGGGCCGACAGUGAACCUUGCCGCGCGCUUGCUCGCCUCUGCGGUCCUUGUCGAUGGUCAAACAGUCGUCUCUGAGCGGGUUGCGGAUCUGGCUGGACUAUCAAAAGCCGGAGCGCCGUCCUUCGAACUCAAGGGUUUCGACAGGACGCAGGUGAUCGUGCCGGUCCGGGAGAUGCCGAAAUCAUGA